Molecule: messenger RNA, 789 nt
Organism: Mucor velutinosus
Lineage: Eukaryota; Fungi; Mucoromycota; Mucoromycetes; Mucorales; Mucoraceae
Product: Maf-like protein
Exons: 2
Coding region: 1-789 (262 amino acids)
Source: RefSeq, a predicted model, not a curated record
AUGCGCAGGAAAAAAGCAAUCAACGUAUAUCACGAAGAAGCCAUAGACACACUGACUACGGCUGCUACUCCUGCUGCUGCCUAUGUUCGCCAAUUGAUUACUCCGACCAAUAAUAAUGUCUCGAACAGCCCCAUUCCUCCUGAUGGCGAUGAAAAUGAAUCUACACAAGGCGACAACAAUGUUGAUUGUGACGCUAACGAGGACAACGAUACGGCAACACCCAUAUUGGUCCACCCAGUUCGCAGUCCGCCUUCGAUGUCAAUUUCUGAUGAAGCAUCAUUCUCUAAUGAAUUAUUGACAUCAACACCACUGUCUUUAACAUUGCACGUACCGGGUCCAAAUCGAUUUUACGUUGAUCAUAUUGAUAUCUCAGAGAGAUUCUAUAACAUGCAACAAUAUGUCUUUAACUUUGUGGAAGCCAAUAACUUAACCUUGGAAUCUGAUGUUCAUCUCAUUCUAUUGUUAUCUUCAAUUCUAUUAUUACAAAAUAACAAUCGACUCCACAAAGACGUGAUCCCGUUUUUUGGUGAUAAGAUAUACCAAAAAGUUCGCGAAAGCAUCCUUGACUCCCUAAAUAUGGCGUACAAAUUUCCCGGAGAAACUUUGCUUGGAAUCAUUGAAACUGCACAAAGCGUAUACAAUAAAACCAAUAAUCGAAUCAAUGCAGCAGCUUCAUUACUCAGCCUAGCAGAUACCGUGGAUAAUCCUAUAGAUAAAAAAACUCAUUGUAUCCGCAUCUCAGCUUCUCCAAUUUCUGCCUAUGGAUCCAACAUAUUCAGACAUAUGUGA